Molecule: messenger RNA, 2384 nt
Organism: Phyllostomus discolor (pale spear-nosed bat)
Lineage: Eukaryota; Metazoa; Chordata; Mammalia; Chiroptera; Phyllostomidae
Gene: ART5
Product: ADP-ribosyltransferase 5
Exons: 5
Coding region: 1196-2149 (317 amino acids)
Molecular function (GO): NAD+-protein-arginine ADP-ribosyltransferase activity; NAD+ poly-ADP-ribosyltransferase activity
Source: RefSeq, a predicted model, not a curated record
UCCUUGGAAAGGGGCAGUCUUGAGGCUGUUUGCCUGGCAGGCACUCUUGCUUUGGGGACUGGCAGUGUUUCCACUCUCCACCCUCCCCCAAGCCCAGGCGCAGAGUUUAUCUUCCUUUUCGGCCCACAGGAAGGGUUUUGGAGAAAGCAGGAUUCCAGGUGAAGGGAAUUUUUUAUUUGGCUGGCAGUGUGACAGGAGUGGGGCUAAACUAAUGAGCCAGACCAGAUUGGAGGCCUGGGGUAAAUCCAAGCUCCGAGCCUACCUCAGCCACAGCAGGAAAUGGGCAGCGUCGCUUAAAUCUUGACAUUCAGUGCCUCCAACUCCUCUGUCCUCCCUGGGGGAGUUCCCGUCCCACCCCCAGAAGCUCAGGCCCCCAGGAAGCUCUUCCCAGAGGGGCUUACUGGUUCCUUCUCCCAUUACCUCUGACUGGGCAUCCAAAACUCAGAGCCAGGUUAUUUAUAGACAAGCCCACAGAAAGGGAGGGGAAGGGCCAGUGUUUAUAAACACCAGGUCACCUGAAUCUGAGAUCUCGAGGGAGAGUGGGUCUGGGAGGGUCUGGGAGGGGGCGGGCUGGACCGUAAGCCUCUGGAACGGAGGGCUCUGCUUCCCGUCUAACCCUACUGACAGGGAAAGGGGCAGAGACGGGAGGAGGUGGGCUCCGCUCGGAUGCUGGGCCACACGUGACCCAAUGAGCGGGCCAUAUGCAAAUUGCACGCAAAUCAGCAAGUACACAGUGGUGACGUCAUGGCUGGCGAGACCCCCGUUGGGGUCCCAGGCCUAGUGGUCUGGGGGCCAGGUCAGGCCCCCUUGAGGGAGAGACCAAGUCUCAUCAUCUCCCUCCCCCAACCCUGGACUCGCUGGGAGCCAAAGAAGGCCCUGGAGAAAACUGAAGUUUGGGGAGGGGAGUCAGCCGCUCAGCCCCUUCCUCGCCACUCCUACUCCCUCCACCACGGUGUCAGUCGUUGGGGAAGAGAGGUGUUGGGUUACUGCCACGGGGGCUAUAGUUAGAUGUGGGACUUUGCUUGUCGGCGGGACUCCCGGAACAGGCUGUGCUCGUCCAGACACCCGCCGGCGGAACCAAACCGUCCAGUUCUCUGCCUCCGACCUCCGUGAUCUCCAGCCCACUGAAGCCAAGCUUCCACCGCUGCCACUGGUCCCACCUGCAUCCGGACCUCGCCCUCCUGUCUCCCCCGGGAUGAUGCUGGCUGCUCUGCUGCUCACCCUCAGCUGCCUUGGCCUCCACACCCUCUGGCAGGCCCAGGCUGUCCCUAUCCUGCCCCUGGGCCUGGCUCCAGACACCUUCGAUGACGCCUACGUGGGCUGCGCAGAGGAAAUGGAGGAAAAGGCAGCCGCUCUGCUGAAGGAGGAGAUGGCCCGCCACGCCCUGCUGCGGGAAUCCUGGGAGGCAGCCCAGGAGGCCUGGGAGCAGAAACAGCGGGGGCUCACCCUGCCCCCUGGCUUCAGGCCCCAGCAUGGAAUCGCUGUCAUGGUCUACACGAACUCAUCUAACACCUUGUACUGGGAGCUGAACCAGGCCUUGCGGACUGGCGGCGGCUCCCGGGAGUUCUACAUGAGGCACUUCCCCUUCAAGGCCCUGCACUUCUACCUGACCCGGGCCCUGCAGCUGCUGCAGGGGAGCAAGGGCUGCACUCGGGGACCUGGGCAGGUGGUGUUCCGAGGUGUAAGCACCCUUCGCUUUGAACCCAGAAGGUUGGGGGAUGCUAUCCGCUUGGGCCAGUUUGCCUCCAGCUCCCUGGAUGAGGCGGUGGCCCACAGAUUUGGUAAUGCCACCUUCUUCUCCCUAAGGACUUGUUUUGGGGCGCCUAUCCAGGACUUGUCUGUUUUUCCCAAGGAGCGUGAGGUGCUGAUCCCUCCCCAUGAAGUCUUCUUGGUCACCAGGUUCUCCCAAGAUGGAGCCCGGAGCCUAGUGACUCUCUGGAGCUAUAAUAAGACCUGCAGCAACUUUAACUGUGCCUAUCUGGGUGGGGAGAAGAGGCGGGGCUGUGUGUCUGCACCAGCAGCAGGGGCAGCCAGACUCACCCUCCAACAGGGCCUUCUCUCUGCUCUCCUGGACAACCCUGCUCGUGGCCCCCGUGGGGUUCCAGUGCUCAAGAGCUGGGCCCUUGAAAGUCCAAUGCCUGCCACUUAGGAGUCUUGGAAACUGCUGACCUUCAUAUGAAGGAGGGACCUUCGAGCAGCCUCGAAGCAGGAGCACGGUUUCAGACCAGCCCUAGAAGCCAUCUCCCCACCCAGGACGUGGGGGAGUCUGAGGCCAUGGAAGGUCGGAGGAAGCCCUGCUGUGUGGUGGGGACUCCCUGGGACAAGUAAGGCUAGUACUGUGAUGACCAUUUUAUUAAACAGUGUUGGAGUGUGGUGACAUUGAA